UCUCUAAAUCCACAAUGCAAUUCAGCUGAAAUCUUUUAGCCAGCUUGCAUAGCCAAAUUUCUUGUAAAAAUAAGAAACUCUGAUUAUUAAUUAUGGCACUUAACUGGGGAAUAAUUGGGUGUGGCAAGAUCAGUCACGAUUUCGUCUCAUCCUUAUCCUCCCUCCCUCUCGGCGAACACGUCGUCGUGGGGUGUGCCGCACGAAAGUUGGAGUCCGCUCAAGAAUUCGCGACGGCUCACCAAAUUCCCAAAGCAUAUGGUUCUUAUCAAGAGUUAGUCGAGGACAAGGAGGUCACAGCCGUCUACAUCGGUGCAAUCAACCCACAACAUAAAGAUCUUUGCAAAUUAGCCAUAGCUCAUGGAAAAGGGGUCCUGUGCGAGAAGCCGCUCUGCAUCAAUGUUAAGCAGACGAAGGAACUGAUUGAUAUCGCCAGAGAGAAAAAAGUCUUCUUAAUGGAGGGUAUUUGGUCCCGGUUCUUCCCUGCAUAUCUAAAACUAAAAGAAGAACUUGCAUCCGGUUCGAUCGGAGAAGUUCUCCAAGUUUCCACCGUCUUUGGAACACUUCUCGAUCAGAAGGACCGUUGCUGCUUGAAGGAGAUGGGCGGCGGAGCGAUUCUCGACAUCGGGGUGUAUAACAUUCAACUCAUAUCGCUUAUCUUUGGUGGAGAACGACCCAUCAAGAUCGCUGCGGGUGGUCAUCUCAACGAGGACGGGGUUGACCUAAGCAGCAGCGCUACACUUAUCUAUUCCGGGGGCAGGACUGCAACAACGGUGGCUCAUGGGAGGGUGCGGAUGCAAAAUGAGGCGCAUAUAAUAGGGACCAAGGGCAUGAUUAAAGUCCCUAUGAGAUUCUGGUGCCCCACGGAGUUAGAGACGCCGUCAGGCAUACAUAAAUUCGACCUUCCUCCCACGGAUAAGGAGUUCAACUACGCUAACAGCGUCGGACUGUGUUACGAGGCUGCGGAAGUGAGGCGUUGCAUUCAAGCCGGUCUGACGGAGAGUCCUGGAAUGUCGUGGGAGGAAUCUUUGGUCGUGGCUGAAAUUAUGGAAGGGAUUCGAAAACAGGUGGGAGUCAUUUAUCCACAGGAUGAUGAGUAAAAUCGUCUAUUAAAAGGCUGAUGAUCAUCAGAAUGAUGAAGAUCUUCUAAGCCAAACUAAAUUGCCCAUAUUAAUCAUAGAAUUAUAACGACUGUUUUUAACUAGUGCAAAAAAGACUUAAUAAGGCGAAUAAAAAUAUCUAUAUUUUGAGAUAUCCU
This is a messenger RNA of Folsomia candida, 1255 nucleotides long. RefSeq names its product trans-1,2-dihydrobenzene-1,2-diol dehydrogenase. Lineage: Eukaryota; Metazoa; Arthropoda; Collembola; Entomobryomorpha; Isotomidae. The transcript has 3 exons. The coding region runs from base 93 to 1097 and encodes 334 amino acids. Gene Ontology annotation, molecular function: nucleotide binding. The record is from RefSeq and is a predicted model, not a curated record.